AAGACGCACUCCAGAGUGUUACAAACACUCGAAGAAGUGCAGUCAUGAAGACCUUCCAAUCCACUGUUAUUUUUCUGCUUGCUGAGUUAUCUCUUGUGCUUGCAACUUCCAACGGUGCAGUCAUAACCUGUCACAGUUAUGAAGACUUUUCCUGGGAGAGAAUACGUGAGAUCGAAAACGCUUCUACACACCGAAUCAAAGAAAUUUGUCCUGGAGAUGGUGAGCACAAGGUGUCCAUCGAAGUACGAGGAUCAGUGAAAUUUCUGUACGAAGAUUCCUUCAAAGGUAUACCCAAAUUACGUAAAAUUUACGUCCCCAAGACGAAUUUAGAAGAGAUUGAGCCUGGAACUUUCAAAGAUUUACCACAGUUAGACGACGUAGAUUUGAGCAAAAACAAUUUGCAGGAAAUUAAAACUGGGACUUUUGUAAAUCUAAGAGUUGGGAAAGUGUACCUGCAAAGGAAUUCGAUUUCAGUUCUUCAGGAGGGGGCGUUCGUGAAUUUAUCAGGAGUUAAAGAAAUAAAUUUUGAAUGGAAUAAUUUACAGGAACUAAAGCGAGGAAUUUUUCAAAAUGUGCAUGUGAAACAUAUCAAUUUGGGGUCAAAUAACAUUUCUAAAAUAGAGGUCGGAAUGUUUGCUGGUGUGUUUCCACUGGAUCAAGAUGGAAUAGUUUUGAGUUUCCCGAACAACAGUAUUGCAGAAAUAGACGCCUCUGUUUUUGAUUACAAGCAUAACAUUUUCUCUUUAUCGUUGUCGAAGAAUUUAAUUUCGGUACUUCGCCCAGGCGACUUGCGCAAUAUGCCUGGUUUAAAAGAGAUAGUACUGCAGGCAGAGAACAAAUUAAAGCAAAUUCCAGAGGGAGUUUUCAACGGUUCGAAAAUCGAAUCCAUUAACUUGGACUACAACGAAAUUUCUUUCAUAGCAAGUAAAGCUUUUGACGAUAUGAAACAUUUACGUCAUAUCAGUAUCGAAUAUAACAAACUUAAAAAAUGGGAUAGUAAUUGGUUCUGUGGAGAAACACCGUUGUGGAUUGCACUUUCGACCAAUUUUCUGGAGACAAUUCCUGCAGGAGCUUUCACGAAUAUUCCAGAGGGUAGUACGUUAAAACUAGACAAGAACCGGAUCAAGAGCAUUUCCGACAGAGCUUUUAGUGGUGUGACCCGUUUGGAGGGUAUUGAUUUGAGUUACAAUAAAAUAAAGAAGUGGAAUGUUGACAUUUUGAAAAAUGUGGUAGUUGAAGAUUUCGUGGAUUUUACGGGUAAUAAAAUUAAGUGUCCUGAAGAUGGACUAACCACUCUGGCCCCUAAAGCACGCAGAGUUGAUUUCGACGAAUGUUUUUAAAUUGUUAUAGAUUAAGUAUGAUAUUUCAAAAUACAACUUUGUGCAACAGUUGAA
Messenger RNA from Zophobas morio, 1394 nucleotides. Its product is annotated as insulin-like growth factor-binding protein complex acid labile subunit. Gene Ontology annotation, molecular function: protein binding. NCBI's taxonomy places the organism in Eukaryota, Metazoa, Arthropoda, Insecta, Coleoptera, Tenebrionidae. Bases 45 to 1340 code for a protein of 431 amino acids. The transcript has a single exon. The record is from RefSeq and is a predicted model, not a curated record.